Messenger RNA from Galleria mellonella (greater wax moth), 5377 nucleotides. Its product is annotated as MATH and LRR domain-containing protein PFE0570w-like. NCBI's taxonomy places the organism in Eukaryota, Metazoa, Arthropoda, Insecta, Lepidoptera, Pyralidae. The coding region runs from base 485 to 5257 and encodes 1590 amino acids. The record is from RefSeq and is a predicted model, not a curated record. The transcript has 23 exons.
UCCUCAGGAAUGUCAACGCAUGCAGGCUAUCACAGACGGCACAGUAUACUCUAUUGGGGGGAAAGGGAUUGUUACUAAUGGAGACCGAGAAUCCCAUUGCUAGCAAUAUACCCAACCAGGUCGACCUCCUCGCGGUUCUCCCUGGAAACUAUCAUGGUUAAUUCCUGAUGAAUUCGUCAUGAUGGGCUAACUGGCCUGUUUUCAUUCUCAUCUAUCACCCUUCACUGGUGCUCCGCCAGCGUAUUCCGUUAGCGCAGGCGGGGUUACCAUAUCAAUUUCACCCAUAAAAAAAAAAUAUAUUCUAUUAUGUCCAUGUUACCAUUCAUUUCUAAGCUGCAUAAAAAAAAAUACUAAUCUUUGACACGGGAGACCUUACAAAUUCAUAGUAAGUAGUAAAGUCAUUGAUAUCUGCGUAAAACAGUAUAGAUAAAGUAUUGAUAAUUAAGUGAUAUCCUAUCUAUGUGACAGUGGACAUAAGCUUACAAUGUCACAACAAGGAAACGUGACUAAGAACUUGUAUUUACUGAUUGACCCGUCAAACGUUCGCUUCCUAACGCCAUCUACCGGUCAUGGCAAGAAAUCGGAUAAAGAAACACAAUCACCCGUACUGAAGAUCUUCAAAGAUAUGAUGCAGAGAGAGAAAGACCCAGAGAAAGCCAAUUUACUAAAGGAGAAACAUGAGAAUAGAAAGAAAAAGUCCUCUGGAUCUAGAACAAAGUCGAACGCUACCAAGUCUUGCGACUCGAGCAGUUCACACAACAAUAAUAAGAAAUAUAAACGCAAUGACCAUUACAAUGUGGCUAUGCACGAACCCCGCGACACGCGGUAUACUCAGCCUGGGAAGCACAGUAUUAGUGACAGAAAGGACAGCUGGUGUUGGCGGACUGAUACCGAAGUGCCAAAACCAAAAUCGGAUGAUACAUGCUCCUGGGUGUCUUGUGCAUUGAAACAAAUAGUCAGCUCAGAGUACACCUGCAUCGCAUGUCUAGCGCUAAUGUUCACGCUAACAGUUGUGGCCGCGUUCUACUUCGUGUUCCGGACUGUACCCACAGUUAAUAAUGAAGUGAAUUUGGAAAGUACAGCACCGGAAUUCAACAGUGUAGGCCUGAGACGGAAGAUAGAGAUGCUGAAUGAGAGAAAAGGACAAGGAAUUAACGAGUUUGCUGGAUACAGAGGCAGUUUCGAUGAUAGAAAAGAUUUGGACGACACAGUAUCCAGGCAACUGAGGGGUCUACCCGGUAUUUCCGGACCAGAAUUCGGGGAAACGAGUCUGCAGGAUCUGAAUAGUCUAGACGAUUCGAGCAACAAAUUCUACAGUGAUCUCUCCACCAUGUUAGACAACGGGAAGGUUAAUGACGGUGGAAGCAACGAACGAUUGAUAGAUUUCUACAAGAAACUAAUAGAAACAGAUGUUAAAAUAAAAAAUUUGAAAAAUGGAUUGUUUAACGAUUAUACAUCAAUGAAUAAUGAUCUAAAAUAUAACAUAGAUAGAUCUAAAAGAUCACUGAAGAACGGCAAUCGAUCGUCUCUAUUCAUAUUUAAAGUUAAAAAAGGCAACAAAAAUAAUAAUAAAACUAAUGAUAUAUCCCUGAAUUUAACCACAAAAGACAAUAACAGUAAAAAGAAAAGACAUAAACGAUGCAAUAAUAUGACUGAUAAACCAAAAGGGAUUUUUAUAGAAAAGAAAAAGAUUAUGGUACAUUAUAAACCAAAUGCCCCAUUACGUAAAGUACCCAAAUGUUCUCACGUACCAAAAGAUGGUAAAUCCCACGAGACACAAAUGAAACAUCCGUUUUACAAGAACACUGAACAUUUUGAAGAACUGCUUGAUCGGUUUUUAGACAACAAUCUACCCGAAGUAAUGGCGGAACCAAUCAAAACAGAUGAACUGUUUAAAACGAAGAAUGGUAAACAAGAACAAGUAUCAACGAUACAAAGGAAAGUUAUAAAGAAUAAAGAUAUUAAAAUUUCUAAUAAUGCAGCAGGUAAUUUUCUAAGCACAAAAUCAGAUUUCGAAAAGGAUUUUCUAGAUAAUAUUAAAGAUGACAAACAAACAACACUAUCGAUUGAUUUACUUUAUAAUGUUGCACUCGAUAUGUCUACUGUCAUGAACCCAAGCUACGACAAAGCCUCCAAACCAAUAAAGGUAAGACAAACAUAUCCAAACAUGAGGAAAUUGAUGCAAGCAAAUGACGAAGAUGAAGAAAGUAUGUCAUACGAAGACUUUAAAGAAGUGCUUGCUGAUGAUUUAGAAUCACAUGAUGAAUCAGAUCGUAGGGCUGAUCGAAAAAAAAGCAGAGAAGACAUAAAAUUCGGAGAAACUAAACCCCCUUAUGGACCCAUAAAAAAUAAUCCACCUGGAGUUCGUAAUCCAAAUUGGAAAGGUUCUCUGCCUUUAUAUCCACAUGAAUUAAACUCAAUGAUAAAACAAGCAGUAAUUGAAAAUAUAAAUAACGCUAAUAAAGCAGAAGUACCAGUAAACACAAAAGAUAUAUCUGCAGAAAAAGAAAAUUCUGAAUCAGAUUUUAAUGAUGUCGAAUAUAUUGAAGAUUAUCUGGACAACAAAUAUGAAAAAUUAGUUAAAAUGGCACAAGCAUACAGCGAUUAUGGUGUACUUGACGACAAAAAGGACUCUAGAAAGGAUAUAAAUCAAGACAAAUCCAUAGAAAAUAGAGUUAAACUAUCCAUAGAUAAAGCUAAAUACUUUAAAGAUAAACUAUUUGAAAGACUUAAAAAAGGCACGGAAUCUGAGGGUAUCGUAUUUGAGCUUAAGCCUACAUCGAAUUCCCGUGACGAUGUUAUUGAAUUCGGAUUUGUGAAAAAAUUACAAAAGCACUUAAACAUUCCUAAGAGUCCACAGUCAUUGGCGCCACAUCGGUCCAGUUUUAGUCCUCUGAAUUCAGAUUUUGUCUUUUUUUCUUCUGUGUCACCAAAAAAAGUUCAUAUUGGGGAUGAUAUAAGAACUACAAAGAAAUUUAUGCCCGAUAAAAGUAACAAUGAGCAGUCUGCUUCGAUCGACAAAGAAAAAUCGAUACUAAAGUCUUAUAAUAACUUCGAUUAUUAUAACAAUAACGGUCGUUUUAUUAAAAGAUCAUUAAAGUCUAUAGAAACUGACAAUGAAUAUGCAGAUGACAAUUAUUAUACUUCUGAAGAAGAUAUGAAAGUUAAUAGAUAUAAAAAUUUAACAGAUCGGAAUCCAGGUGCAACAGUAUAUCGAAAACGUUCUUUAAAAUUUACUCUCGAUAAAAAUAAUACAUAUCUAGAUACUAUUAAAAGUAUUGCUGAUAACCAAAAAGUUACUGAAACAAAUUCUGAAAGAAAUAUAUUUCCAGUAAACAUAAAGAAAUUAGACAAUAAACAUGUAAAUGAAACUAUUAUACCAGUUAAUAAAAACACCAGUAUUGAAAUGGAUAACACAAAAAAUGUUAAUAGUAAUCAAUAUAACAAUACAACGGAUUUUCGGUUUAACGAUUUUUUUAACUUAAUUUCAAAUUGGUUUUCUACUUUGGCUAGUUACUCAAUGGAUGACAACCAUUCUAACAAUACUAAAAAUCUUGUAACUGUAAUGCCAAAUAUUACUAAUGCUUUUAUCCAUAGUAAUACAAAUAUAGUUGAUCCUGUCUAUGAUUCGGAUAUCGUAGAUAAUAUAGGACACAGAUCGAGAGUUCUCAUGUCUGUUAAUAGUGAAUUUAGAAAUGUAUGCAAAAUAGAAAAAAAUAAAGACGAUACCCAACCUGCGACAUCUGUAAUUGAAUCAGAAAAACCUGUCACAGUUCAUACACCAAAUGUGACAGCCAUUUUAGAUAAUGCAAAAUCAGGGGCAACGAUCAGUGAAGUGAAUGGAGAACGAACAGAGGCUGUAACUCAUGGAAGUAAAGCCAAUGAAAACGAUACAGCGAAAUCUGUAGUAAAAAGAAGCGUACCAAUAGAUAGUAAUUUGAUAUUUUGGAACGAUAUGUACGAUGAUGAAUAUGGUAUUAAAGUUGAUCCACUAGAAUCGAAGAUUACAGACAAACGUACAAAUGAAGGUAAUGACUUUAUGAAGAGAUCACGACAAUGGCUGCAGCGGAAGGUUAAAAGUAUUGCUGAUUAUUAUUUGAAUACUUCUGAACACAAUGAGAAAAAUAAUAAAACAAAACAUCAGAAAAAUAAUAAAAACAGGAACGUUGUCUAUACAAGGGAAAGUCGUCAAAUAAUUAAAAAGAGAAAUAUUAUGAACUCAAAUUAUGAUGCUAACAAACCGGACAAUUUCGCUGAAUUGACAAUUAAAAUGAAAGAGAUUUGCAAAGAGGCAGCCAGAGCCGUGCAUCAGACCAAAAAUCUUAAAGCCAGAGAAGACAGCAAUGAGGAAAGAAUGGCAUCAUCACUGAUGAAGCAGCUGGUCCGACUGAUGACCGAUCUGGUUGAUUACCAGGUGCAGGAGAAGACUUGUCUGAAAUUACCAUCAGAUCUUCAAAACUUCUUAGAAUGGCUAACAUCUGCUAAUUCUGAAACAACGUCCAAGCAGCAACACAUGACAAAUCUACAGGACGAUCUGUUAGAAGAAGGAUAUUUAAAUAAAUACGAUCCAAUUAUGGAUCACGCCAAGCCAAGUCUCAAUGUAGAUUCAGAAGCAAGGUCGGAGUACCUGGACACCCUGCACGCUGUUCAGACAUUGAUGCAGCAGUAUGAUGGAAUGAAUGAUGAGAGUAAGAGCAAAAUGACUGGCGUAAAGGAAUAUCUGGAGAAUCAACUAGAUUUCUUGGACAAACAACUUUCUCUCUACGAUGCGUACAAUAUACCCAAUAUUUAUCCGAGCCAACAAUCCAUCAGAUACAGAAGAGACCUCAGAAAUGCCAAUAGACAAAGUAAACACAGAAGUAACAAAAAUAAAUCCAGAUUAAAGGGAAAACUACAUAUGUAUAUACCAAAAUUCGGUGUUAAACAUACAAGAACAACGAUUACUCCUUUUGAAGAGUCUCAAAUUGCUGAAGCAAAUAAAAUUGAUGAGAAUUCUUUGAGUAAAUUGAAUGAUUAUGUCAAAUACAUAGAUGAUAUAAAAGCAAAUGGUGAUAAAGAAUCUUCUGUUAAUGAUAAAAGUUAUGUAAAAUUUAAUAACGUUACAAAUGAUAUUAACACGAGAGGUGAUCAAACAAUUGUAGGUGUUAAAGAUGAUGAAAAAGACAUAACGAAAAGAGAUCUAGCAGAUGUUUAUUCUAAAGCUUCAGAAGGUUAUGCUAAAAUGUUUACAAUACAUAAAAAUUUUCGUAAAAACUAGUAAGGCGUUAAAUUUCUUUAUUUUAUUAGAAGACAUUUUAAAUUUGCGUUUAUUAUUAAUUCGUAGAUUGUUUUACUUGAUUUGUUAAGAUUUAUUGUAGGAAUAUACAUAUGAGUAUUA